This is a messenger RNA of Lizanozyma spartinae, 1797 nucleotides long. RefSeq names its product AMP-activated serine/threonine-protein kinase catalytic subunit (gene SNF1). Lineage: Eukaryota; Fungi; Ascomycota; Pichiomycetes; Serinales; Debaryomycetaceae. Gene Ontology annotation, molecular function: protein serine/threonine kinase activity; ATP binding. The record is from RefSeq and is a predicted model, not a curated record. Gene Ontology annotation, biological process: intracellular signal transduction; protein phosphorylation. Bases 1 to 1797 code for a protein of 598 amino acids. The transcript has a single exon. Gene Ontology annotation, cellular component: cytoplasm.
AUGUCUGAAGGAGAACAUCAUCACCACCAUCACCAUCACCAUGGUGAAAAGAGCGCAGAACCUGGGGUGAAUCCUGCUAACAGAAUUGGGAAAUACCAAAUCCUUAAGACUCUUGGGGAGGGAUCCUUUGGGAAGGUCAAAUUGGCUCAACAUGUUGUAACCAACCAAAAGGUGGCCUUGAAGAUCAUCAAUAGAAAAACAUUAGCCAAGUCUGACAUGCAGGGCCGUGUUGAAAGAGAAAUUAGUUAUUUACGAUUGUUAAGACAUCCUCAUAUCAUUAAAUUGUACGACGUAAUCAAGUCCCGAGAUGAAAUUAUUAUGGUUAUCGAAUUUGCAGGAAAGGAAUUGUUUGACUAUAUUGUUCAAAGAGGUAAAAUGCCCGAAGACGAGGCUCGCCGUUUCUUCCAACAGAUUAUUGCGGCUGUUGAGUACUGCCAUAGACAUAAGAUUGUUCAUAGAGAUUUGAAGCCUGAAAAUUUGUUGUUAGAUGAUCAAUUAAACGUCAAAAUUGCAGAUUUCGGUUUAUCUAAUAUUAUGACAGAUGGUAAUUUCUUGAAAACUAGUUGUGGUUCCCCCAACUAUGCUGCCCCAGAAGUUAUUAGUGGUAAAUUAUAUGCUGGUCCUGAAGUUGACGUUUGGUCUUCAGGUGUUAUAUUAUACGUUAUGUUAUGCGGUAGAUUACCUUUUGAUGAUGAGUUUAUCCCUGCAUUAUUUAAAAAGAUUUCCAAUGGUGUUUACACAUUACCAAACUACUUAUCACUGGGUGCUAAGAAUCUUUUAACCCGAAUGCUUGUUGUGAAUCCAUUGAAUAGAAUAACAAUUCAUGAGAUAAUGGAAGAUGAUUGGUUUAAGAAAGAUAUGCCAGAUUAUUUGUUACCCCCAGAUUUAUCUCAAUCCAAGCACCAAAAGAUUGAAGUCAAUGAUGAUGUUAUGCUGGCAUUGUCUUUAACUAUGGGUUAUGAUAAAGAUGAGAUCUUAAAUGUCAUUGAAAAGUGGAAUGAUGAUCCAAAUCAACAACAACAACAGAAUGAAAUUUUGGAUGCAUACUUAUUAAUGAAGGAAAACCAUUCCUUAGUAAAAGAUAUGAAGCAAAACAAGAUUGAUAAAAUGGAGAAUUUCUUAUCGCAAUCGCCACCUCCAUAUCAUAGUGGCUCGCCAUCUCCUUCAGCUGCUAGCUUUGGAAACAAUGCACCUCAGGCUACUUCCAGUGCCCCUGGAGUUCAGCAAUCCUUAACUUACCAAACAUUAGCAACUGUGCCAGAUUUGUCAACUUUACCCAAUUCUACAAUUGCCAUUCUUCCAUCAUCCCUUCCUUCCAUUCACCGUGCUUACAUGACUGAAACCCAAGCUCAAAAGGGUUUAACUGAUGAUAUAGCAUCUCGGAUACCACCUGUUUCCAACAAGAAACUGAAAACCAGAUGGCAUUUUGGUAUACGGUCAAGAUCUUAUCCUUUGGAUGUUAUGGGUGAAAUUUACCGUGCAUUGAAGAAUUUAGGAGCUGAAUGGGCUAAACCUACUGAAGAAGAAUUAUGGACCAUUAGAGUAAGAUGGAAGUAUCAAAGUAAAGAUUGCCAUGAAAAUGCUCCUAAUCUUAUGAAGAUGCAAAUCCAAUUAUUUCAAUUAGAACCCAACAAUUAUUUAGUUGAUUUCAAAUUUGAUGGUUGGGAACUGGUAGUGGAAUCACCUGCAGCUCCUAAACAGGAUGUUGAUGAAAUGAGCUCGUUUUCUGCUUACCCAUUUUUGCAUAUGGCUACACGGUUGAUUAUGGAGUUGGCUGUAAAUAGUCAGAAUGGUUAG